UACAGCUAGAUGUAAGGACUUUGGCCCCAGAGCAGGAAGAAGAAGUCAGUUUGGUUUCAGCUUCGACACCUGCUGCAGUUCUGCCAUCAUGGUCGCUUUAACAUCAGUGUCAUUCGUGGUUUUGUUUGCAUGUUCAUGGAUCUUUGUUCUGUGUCAAGAGACACAGGAGGUGACAGUGAAGCCUGGAGAGAACGUCACUCUUCAGUGUCAGAGUCACAGAGAUGCUGACAUAGAAGUGAUAAAGUGGAUCAGAACUGACCUGAAGUCAGAUGAUGAUUUUGUCUUCUACUUCACCCCUAAUCAAACAAAUGGAGAGCACCAGAAUUCAUUGUUUCAGGGUCGAGUGGAGCUUCAACAUCCAGAGAAGAAGGACGGAGACGCUUCUGUGAUUCUGGAGAACGUCACCAUCAAGGACACUGGAACAUAUGAGUGUUGGAUUGCAGUGAAAAACAACACAAAACGCAGAAAGAGAGACGCACCUGAACCCAUCAGCACCAUCGAGCUGACAGUGAUAGGGACACAGGAGGUGAAGGUGAAGCCUGGCGAGGACGCCACUCUUCCCUGUCAGAGUCACAGAGAUGCUGACAUAGAAGUGAUAAAGUGGAUCAGACCUGACCUGAACACAGAUGGUUUUGUCUUCUACCUCAGCCCUGAUCAAAUAAACGGAGAGUACCAGAAUUCAUUGUUUCAGGGUCGAGUGGAGCUUCAAGGUCCAGAGAAGAAGAACAGAGACGCUUCUGUGAUUCUGAAGAACGUCAACAGCAACGACACUGGAACAUAUGAGUGUUUGAUUGCAGUGAAAAACAACACAAGACGCAGAAAGAGAGAAGCACCUGAACCCAUCAGCACCAUCAAGCUGACAGUGACAGAGACACAGGAGCUGAAGGUGAAGGCUGGAGAGGACGCCACUCUUCAGUGUCAGAGUCACAGAGAUGCUGACAUCACGGUGAUAAAGUGGAUCAGACCUGACCUGAAGUCAGAUGGUUUUGUCUUCUACCUCAGCUCUGAUCAAAUAAACGGAGAGCACCAGAAUUCAUUGUUUCAGGGUCGAGUGGAGCUUCAAGAUCCAGACAAGAAGGACGGAGACGCUUCUCUGAUUCUGAAGAACGUCAACAUCAACGACGCUGGAACAUAUGAGUGUUGGAUUGUAGUGAAAAACUCAGGACGCAGAAAGAGAGAAGCAGCUGAACCUAAACCCAUCCGCACCAUCGAGCUGACAGUGACAGAUCCAGGUCACACAGCUGGACACAAGGAGGGAGAUGUUUCACAGAUAGGUCAUGUGCUUGUUAUUGUUGGUGUUGGUUUUAUUAUCCUUAGAAAACAUAAAGGAUGCACAGAGCAUAAUUUAAGAGAAAAUUCUGUAAUGAUCUUUAUGUCUCAUAUAACCAGCUGUAUGCACGUGUUUCUGCUCAGCUUUCCUGGAUUGAGCUUAAUUUUUUGUAUUUAAAAGAAAAAUACAUGAUACUUAAAAAAAACUUACUUAAUAAAAAUCAAAACAGAUCAAAACAGAAAAUAGAAAAUAGUCCCCAAAAAGAAGGUCAUGAUGAGAAACGUGUAGGUCGUCCAGCUUUCCAUAGAUUUUUCUGUAGCAAAAAAUGUUACAGUUCUUAACAUUGCAUGUUUGCUGUGUAUUGAAGUUUAUUUUAAUGCACUUAAAAUGAGGGUAUUUGUUAUUUGAAUUUAAAAUACAUUUUGAUGCGUCUUUGACCAUCCCUGUAAUACAUGUAACAGUUAGAUGUUUUUUAUUUAUUUACAAAACACCCCAACAUUUAAUCAUGUUGUGAAGUUUAUUGCAGCUUCAGUUCACUUGUAUUUAUACAUUAUGUUUUCGUCCAUUGUUGCUCACCUCACACGUUUUCUCCCACCGUUUAUUAUUAAAGUAAUAAAUACGGAGCGUUACAUCAUGAUGCAGAGCUGCACUGAAAAGGCAGAAAAGGCAGAUGCAUGCUGUGUUUAACUCUGAGGUGCAGUGAGUGUUUAAGAGGAGAGAUUUAAAAGCAUUCACUUUCAAGAGUGUCAUUAAAUGAAACCCCGUAGCGGCCGUGUGCUCGGGCAUGUUGACUGGUGUAACACGGACACUGAGAUGCUCUAUGAUGCUUGUCAUCAUAGCAACAGAUCAUCAGACUGUGAUGAGUUUUGCAGCUUCAGUAAUAUCUGCUGGCUUCCCUUCGACACACAGCUCCACUGUUCACCUGAGAAAAUGUCUCCUGAGUGUUGAUGGGCUUUUAAUCGUGACUUGUAACCAAUCAGAUGGAGCCGUGGGCGGGACAUUAAGCAAGACUCCAGAGUGGAGAUUGCAGACAGACAGACAGAGAGAGCAUUGAUCACUCUGAGGGGGGGAUCAAUUUUGUCUCAGGCAGGGAUAUUGUUGAGAAUUAUUUUAGAGCAUUAUAGCCUAAAUUGUUAUCAUUAAUUACUAGAGCGAUGGUGGUCUACAUUGUCGUCAUUUAAAGUGUUAUUUUACAGUGUAAAGUUAAGAUCACAGUGUUAAAACUCUACAGCUCUGAGUGUGUGUGCUCCUUUCUGUAUCUAACUGCCAAGACUGCAGAAUGAGCACAGCGAGGCAUCAUCA
Messenger RNA from Micropterus salmoides (largemouth bass), 2572 nucleotides. Its product is annotated as coxsackievirus and adenovirus receptor homolog. The transcript has 6 exons. The coding region runs from base 89 to 1447 and encodes 452 amino acids. Lineage: Eukaryota; Metazoa; Chordata; Actinopteri; Centrarchiformes; Centrarchidae. The record is from RefSeq and is a predicted model, not a curated record.